ACGUUAGUUUCAAUUCUAUAUAUCACACUUUUUCGAAGUUCAUACACAUUUUGAUUCAUGUGUUACAUAUUUAAUUGAGGAUUUGACUUUAGUAUAAUUUUUAAGUAUAGUAUCUUUUUAAAUAUCUUAAAUGUGAAUUUAAUUUAUAAUUUAAAAAAAUGAGACUCAUAAAUAUGUUAUUUGGAAAGAUGGGUGAAUGGUCUAAAAAAUAUGCGAAUUUACCAGAUCGCUAUAUAAAUCGUAUUACAGAACGCGUAUAUUGGAAGCCUCCACCCGGUAAACCGCAAUUUCUUCCACGUAAAAUAGUAUCAAGAAAGAAGUUGUAUUUUUCUAUACAUCGUCCUUGGACUACAGCUUUCUGUAUAGAAAAUUGGUUAAAAAAACGUCAAGAAUAUGUUCCGAUUGAACCUAUAAAAAAUUGGAGUUUUUUCCGUGGAGAUCGUGUAGAGGUAUUAGUUGGUCCAGAUAAGGGAAAACAAGGAAUAGUGCAAGAUAUCAUUCAAGAAAGAAAUUGGAUUAUUGUAGAAGGAUUAAAUACAAAGGCAAUAAUACGUGGAAAAAAGAAAGAUUUCCCUGGAGUUUGUAUACGCGUGGAACAACCAUUAUUAGUUACUACAGAUGUACAAUUAGUUGAUCCUUUUGAUUUAAAAGGAACUGCUAUAGAAUGGAGAUAUACAGAAGAAGGAAAAAAAGUGAGAGUAUCUUGUAGAACUGGUAGAAUUAUCCCAAUUCCUUUAAGUAGUCAAGAAACUGUAGAUUACAAAUCUCCGGAAUUAUAUAUCGAGCAAUCUAAAGAUACUACUGUAAAUGACGUAAAAGAACUAACAUUCGAAGGAAAAUUGAAAACAUUUGAAAUGGAUAUUAUGGAUAAAAUGGGUAUUAAAGAAGAUCGUAAACCAAAGAAAUAUUAUUGGUAUUAAUUUUGUUUAACGUAUAAUUAACAUUUUACAAACAUAAUCUUCGAUGUAUAUAUAAAACUUUACUUUAAAGCGUUGUUAAAUCUGUGUUUCAUUUUGUUAUUAUUGUUGAAAAUUAUUUUAAACUUAAUUGAAAGAAAAAGAGCAACGAUCUUUUCCAUAAAAGAUUCGCAUUGAAAAUAUUUAUGAAAUAAUAUAUAUGAAAUAAUAUACGAUAUCAAAGAGUUGAUAAAAGAGUUGUUUAAUAACAUUUAAAAUAUUUAACUGAUAAAAUAUUUAUAAUAUCAGUUUAUUAAAGAAUUUAUUAAAGACAAGCCAUUUUUAUUAUUAUUACUUUUAUAUUAACACACAUACAUAUAUCACAGCAUGAUUUUUAACAAACGCGAACCUAGAAACGAAUGUCAGUCUACAUUUAAAUACUUUAAUGAUGCAUUAUAUUAACAUUUCUUUCUUUUUUUUACAUUAUAUAUGCCAUAUUUCUAGAAUAAUUAUAUUUUGAAUUUUUCCACUCUUUAUUUACAAAUUAUUUUUCUCUAUUUAUUUCAUAACAUCGUAUUAAACAAAAACAUGUUUAUACAUACGUUGUUCUUUAGAUCAAACUUCAAUACAAACUAAUAGUAGAUGAUUAGAAAAGAUAUUCCUCACGUAUGCAAACGGACGUUAUACAUUGUACUCAAUAGUACCACAAUAUCGAAAAAAA
Molecule: messenger RNA, 1617 nt
Organism: Apis dorsata (giant honeybee)
Lineage: Eukaryota; Metazoa; Arthropoda; Insecta; Hymenoptera; Apidae
Gene: mRpL24
Product: probable 39S ribosomal protein L24, mitochondrial
Exons: 5
Coding region: 159-920 (253 amino acids)
Biological process (GO): translation
Cellular component (GO): mitochondrion; ribosome
Molecular function (GO): structural constituent of ribosome; RNA binding
Source: RefSeq, a predicted model, not a curated record